Messenger RNA from Punica granatum (pomegranate), 2960 nucleotides. The record is from RefSeq and is a predicted model, not a curated record. Lineage: Eukaryota; Viridiplantae; Streptophyta; Magnoliopsida; Myrtales; Lythraceae.
GAAAUUGAGAUUCUUCCUAUCAUUUCUCUUCAAUUUCAUUUUGUUCUCUUCUAAGCCAUCACAUCAUCCACAAAUGAUACUACCAAAGAGAGGCCACAGGUUCUUCAAAUUCAGAAUCAGCUCAGCUCACAUCUCCUUCUCUCUCAUUUCAUCCAUUAAUUAGCUUUUUUUGCUUGGAUUUCUCCUCAAAUUCAAGGAAAAAAAAUUCCCUGAUUGGGUGAGAGGGAAUAUUGCUAUCCUUCCACCUGUAUCUCACACAGUUGCACACACUAGCUAGGAAAUUUUCGAUCCCAUCCCAUCCCAUCAACACCCACAAAAAAAAUCUUUUAUUGGCGUUUUCUUUUUUUCACUUGCUAUAUCGCUUGUCUUUGCAAAUCUCUUCCUUGAGGGACCAAAUGAACAAUAGGGUUCACUACGACAACUACACGAGGUCAAGGGCAGCUGGCGCGAAGAUGAUCGGGUGGAUCAUGCUCAGCAUCGACUACUCCAGGCUCUUCUGGUUGUUGUUCGGCGUCUUCUCCUACGAAAAUCAUGAGGGAAAACCACGGAUCUCCUUCUAGCACGAGAUUGAUUGAUUUCCUCUCCUCCCUCUCUCUCCUCCCCCUCUCCCUCACCUAAGUUACGUUUGCUUCCUCAAGACUAUAUACUUUUCCAUAUAGCUACACAACUUCAAGUUCUCCAUAUAGUUAUAAGUUGCACGUAAGAGCCCGUUUUUUAAAAGUCCUCGACUCGUUCGGGUUGACAAGCGAAUUAGCCAUGCAGAGGCCUCGUUCGAGAGGAGGCUGCCUUGAUGGGGGAAAGUCAUCCCCAGGAUAUGCUGAGACUGACCCCUCGGGUCGUUAUGGCCGAUUUCGAGAAGUUCUGGGAAAAGGAGCAAUGAAGACGGUGUACAAGGCGUUUGAUGAGGUCAUGGGGAUCGAGGUGGCAUGGAACCAAGUGAGGCUCAACGACGUGUUCCAUUCGCCGGUGGAGCUGCAGCGGCUCUACUCUGAGGUUCAUCUCCUUAAGGAUCUCAACCACCCCUCCAUCAUGAAGUUCCAUUCCUCCUGGGUCGACCCUGACCGCCGUACCUUCAACUUCAUCACUGAACUCUUCACCUCUGGCACCCUUCGCGAGUACCGGCACAAGUACCUACGAGUGAACAUUAGAGCAGUAAAGAACUGGGCGCGCCAAAUCCUGAGGGGCCUUGCCUACCUCCACAGUCACGACCCUCCGGUGAUCCACAGGGACCUCAAGUGCGAUAACAUCUUCGUCAAUGGCCAUCUUGGUCAGAUCAAGAUCGGCGAUCUCGGGCUGGCGGCUAUCCUUCGUGGCUCCCAACACGCUCACAGUGUCAUAGGGACACCGGAAUUCAUGGCUCCUGAGCUGUACGAAGAGAAGUACACUGAGCUGGUAGAUAUUUACUCGUUCGGCAUGUGUGUUCUGGAGAUGAUCACUUGCGAGUAUCCAUAUAGCGAGUGUACAAAUCCGGCUCAGAUUUACAAGAAAGUCACCUCGGGAAAAUUACCUGAAGCUUUCUACCGGAUUCAAGAUGACGAAGCUCGGGAGAUCAUUGGCAGAUGCUUGGAGACUGCUUCAAAAAGAUUGCCUGCUAAUGAACUGUUGCUUGAUCCUUUCCUCGCAACUGAUGAUGGCGAUAUCCUGGUGCGUGUUCAGAGAGUUCAGAACUCAUCUCCUACUCGGACGUUGAUUGAUGCAAAUAUCUCGCUAGUGGUGGCCAAACCCACGAGGGAUACGGACAUGAUGAUCACGGGGACCAAGAACCCAGAGGACGAUAUAAUCUAUCUCAAAGUACAGAUCUCCGAUAAAGAUGGUCAUGCCAGGAACAUAUUCUUCUCGUUCGACAUUGUGAAUGACACGACAAUGGAUGUAGCUACCGAGAUGGUGAAGGAGUUAGAGAUAACUGAUUGGGACCCUGCCGAGAUCGCCGAAAUGAUCGAGAAGGAGAUAGCAUCUCUUGUCCCGACUUGGAAAAGACAGAGCUUUCCAUUCAACUUCAAUCGCCAAGAGAGCUUUAACUGUGAAGAAGAAGAUGAAGCAGAAUGUGGGAGCCAGCAUCCAUUCUACGCUUCCUCGUCGCAUUCGUCGUCCCAAGCCUCCCUUCCGGCUUUCAUCAAUCAUAAUUCAUAUCACGACAUCACCCUUUCAAACGAUGGAAUCGACAUUGGCUCUUGCCGGAGUUGGCUUCAGGAUAUGUUCUUCUUUCCUGAUGAUAUGUUCAUAAAUGAUGACACGGCUUCUCAGAGCUCCAUGAACUCCUUCAAGUACUCGAACUUCAACUACUUCUCAGCGAACGAGUUAGAUGAUCCUGAUCUACUCAGCCCGAGAAAGGGGCCGGAUCGUCAUGCUCACUGCAAUUCAAAGUCCCACCAGACUACAGCAGCUGCUGCGGCUGCUGCUGCUGCUUCUCGGUUCUGUCCCAGACUGAACAAGCAAAUAAUGUACUCUCAUCAAUACCAUUGCCCACCUGAUGAUCAAUCCGGGGCCCAUCAUUCGUGCUCGAAUCAUAAACACAGAGGAGUACCACGAAUCAGGUCAAUGGUAGAUAUCCGGAGGCAGCUCCUCCACAAGUCUCUGGUGGAGGACGUCAUUAACAAAAGGCGGAUGUUCAAGACUGUCGGGGCAGUUGAGAACAUCGGGUUUCAAGACCCGUGCUGAUCUCGUAGGGCAAGAGCCUAGAGAAGGACAAGCAACGUUUCCAAUGGUGAAACUAUUAAGCUGGUUUGGUCAGUACAUGAUGUUACAUCAUCAAACGGUUUGCUCUUUUUACAUGUAAGUUUCGUGAGUCUUUAAGUGAUGCUUCUGCGAACAUUUCCAUACGAUGAUAUGUCUAAUAUGUUGGCAAAUCCGAGAAGAAGAAGAAGGCCAUUAUAUCUCGGAUGUGUAAAUGCGAUGUAUUAGGGGUCUGAAAUUGCAUUUUGUGAAGUUAAUAAAACUGUUACCUGGUGUGCUUAUUUUGA